Molecule: messenger RNA, 1023 nt
Organism: Phaedon cochleariae (mustard beetle)
Lineage: Eukaryota; Metazoa; Arthropoda; Insecta; Coleoptera; Chrysomelidae
Source: the annotation of a GenBank genome assembly
AUGAAUGCUAAGAUCAUCCUCAUUUCUGCGUUGGCAGUCAUCGCCAGAGCUGCAGUAGCUCCACUGGUCCCAGCCAGAAUCGCCAGAGUAUCCGAAGAAUCCGACGACACAGCACCCCAAUACUCCUUCGCCUACGAUGUUCAAGACGCUCUCACCGGUGACUCCAAAUCCCACUUGGAGAGCAGAUCCGGUGACGUAGUCAGAGGCCAGUACAGUCUGAACGAGCCCGAUGGUACCAGACGCAUCGUCGACUACACUGCCGAUCCAGUAAAUGGCUUCAAUGCCGUCGUAAGAACAGCCCCAUUGGUAGCAGUUCCUGUUCAACCCGCGGUGGCCGUUCAACCAGCAGUACCCGUUCAACCAGCAGUGGCUGCUGAACCAGUAGAUGACGACACAGUCGAGACGCUGUCUGCGAGAGUUAUUGCAGCGCCGUUGGUUGCUGGAGCGAGGACAGCUGUUGCAAAUGCUGCUGUGGUUGAAGCAGUUGCACCAGUUCCGUCAGCGCCAGUUGGGGCUGUUCCUGUAGCACCUGUUGCUCAAGUAGCUAGAGUGUCAGCUCCGUUGAUCAACGCACCAUACUGGACAGCACCUGUUUUCCCAGGAAGCAGAUCUGAUGACAUAAUCAGAGGCCAGUACUGUCUCAUUACGUCGGUAAAUGGCUUCAAUGCCGUCGUGAGAGUAGCUUCAUUAGUAGCAGUUCCUGCCCAACCCGCGGUGGCCGUUGAACCAGCAGUACCCUUUCAACCAGCAGUGGCUGCCAAACCAGUAGAUGAAGACACAGUCGAAACGCUGUCAGCAAGAGUUAUUGCAGCACCUUUAGUUGCUGGAGCGAGGACAGCUGUUGCAAAUGCUGCUGUGGUUGAAGCAGUUGCACCACUUCCUUUAGUGCCAGUUGAGGCCGUUCCUGUAGCACCUGUUGCUCAAGUAGCUAGAGUGUCAGCUCCGCUGAUCAACGCACCAUACUGGACAGCACCUGUUUUCCCAGGAGUGAAUGCACCAUUUGCUUACAGUACAUUCACUUAA